CAAGCCGAACGAGCUUCCGGCGAUAACGAAGCGGAGCAAGUCCACCGACUCCAGCCUGCUGUCGUGACUGUCAUGGCUUUCCUCUGCAGAAGUGCGGCGUCACUCCUGAAGUCCUCGAGAGCAGCACCGGCCGUCCUGUGUGCCGCGCGCCACUACAGCUCAGGUGGUCAGUACGAGUACAUUUUGGUGGAAAAGCGAGGCGAGAAGAGUGAUGUGGGUUUCAUCCAGUUGAACCGGCCCAAGGCUCUCAACGCUUUGUGUGACGGGCUGAUGAGGGAGGUGGGACAGGCCCUGGAUGUCUUUGAAGCUGACGGCAAUGUCGGAGCUAUCGUUAUCACCGGCAGUGACAAAGCCUUUGCUGCGGGAGCGGACAUUAAAGAGAUGCAGAAUCGAACUUUCCAGGAGUGUUACGGUGGAAACUUCCUGGCUCACUGGAAUAGAGUGUCCACAGUGAAGAAGCCUGUGAUUGCAGCUGUCAAUGGAUUUGCUCUCGGUGGAGGCUGUGAGCUGGCGAUGAUGUGUGACAUCAUCUACGCUGGAGAGAAGGCGCAGUUUGGCCAACCAGAGAUCCUGUUGGGGACUAUUCCUGGGGCGGGUGGCACCCAGCGGCUGACCCGUGCGGUGGGCAAAUCCCUGGCUAUGGAGAUGGUGCUUACAGGAGACCGAAUUAAUGCACAAAAUGCCAAGGAAUCAGGUUUGGUGAGUAAAAUUUAUCCGGUGGACCAGUUGGUGUCUGAAGCUGUUAAAUGUGGCGAGAAAAUCGCUGCCAACUCCAAACUGGUCUCUGCGAUGGCUAAAGAGGCUGUUAAUGCAGCUUAUGAACUGACUUUGGCUGAGGGUAAUCGCUUGGAAAAGCGCUUAUUCCAUGCUACUUUUGCUACAGAUGAUCGUAGAGAAGGCAUGACUGCAUUUGUUGAGAAGAGGAAGGCCAGUUUCCAGGAUAAUUAGAGCAAAGAGCAGACCAGGAGCUCGACCAAGAACGCAAAGUUCCCGUCAUCAGUGGGUCAUUCCCUUUUCUGCAAUAAGUUGAAUGAUGAGUCCUGAUUGUGGUGGAACAAACAAGAUGUUUGUAUCAGGAUUGGCACUGAGUGAUUGCAAUGAAGCUCGACCUGCUGAGGUUUGAUAUUAAAUACAUGUUCAGUCUGAACACGCUCGCUGGUUUGUAUGUGAGACCUCUGCCAUGUGUAGCGGCUGGAAUUAGUUCUGAUGACUUGUACUGACUUUGCCUUUUCAUUUUCACCAUCAAAUGUGUGUCUGCAUUUUGUAGGCAACUUAUUUCUCUGUACAUUUUACAAAUAAAUCUCUCAAGUGGUUUUCAGUAGAGUAACUGAGCAUGUACAAGCUAUAUCUACACCAUCACUGUGUUUGGGAUAAAAGCAAAGGUAUGUCUUUGUAAACCUUUAAAGUUUCUUGUCACCAAAUAAUCCCAAUUAUGGUUUUCAGUUUAUCAGGCAUGACAUUUAUGUGGUAUAGGCAGUACUGUAGUUUCUGAUAAUACAUACUUUGUAUGUCGAAUAUCCUUGUUAUUUUUUGAAAACUACACUGUAAUUAUGAUUAACAAAUGGGUUGUGGAAAUUAUCUUUUUUGCAGUAUUUUACCUCCCCCGGGCAGAUAAUAACCAAUCCUUUUUACCUGAAAUAUAUUUUUAAAGGGCAAUACAAUCCCAAAGAAUGCAGUUUUCCGCUUGCUAAGAAGUGUUUCCUUCCUUCCUUCUCUAAUAUUAUGUCUUCCAGCUAGACGAAUCAUAAAGUCCUGUUAUUUAAACCACUGUAAA
Molecule: messenger RNA, 1774 nt
Organism: Cyclopterus lumpus (lumpfish)
Lineage: Eukaryota; Metazoa; Chordata; Actinopteri; Perciformes; Cyclopteridae
Gene: echs1
Product: enoyl CoA hydratase, short chain, 1, mitochondrial
Exons: 8
Coding region: 73-948 (291 amino acids)
Biological process (GO): fatty acid beta-oxidation
Cellular component (GO): mitochondrion
Molecular function (GO): enoyl-CoA hydratase activity
Source: RefSeq, a predicted model, not a curated record